This is a messenger RNA of Alternaria rosae, 1803 nucleotides long. RefSeq lists its product as uncharacterized. The record is from RefSeq and is a predicted model, not a curated record. Lineage: Eukaryota; Fungi; Ascomycota; Dothideomycetes; Pleosporales; Pleosporaceae. The transcript has 3 exons. Bases 296 to 1753 code for a protein of 485 amino acids.
UCUAGGAUAGUCUCACAAGUCGCUUCGCCCAUGUAUGCAGCAGUGGCCCCUCCCCGCAUCAUAGCGAUAAGACAUUCGGACCUCACUUCCAGUUGUAGAACGUCACGAGCGAAGCUGUUCCUUUCUCAUCUAUUACAAUAUCCCCAAAGCUAAGCUAUCGCGGCUUUCGUUGACUCAGCGUUCGUCGUCGUUCAUCUCCGUCGAUACUGUUUGUAUUGAAGAGGAGGAGGCGCGUCAAUACAAUCCUUAGUCAGGGUGUAUUUUCGCUUUUCCAGACUGCUAACGGUCAUUCGAUAUGGCUACCAACCUCUCGUUGCUGUUGGGAGCAGCUUUCUUGUUCAGUUCAGUCUUCCUGCUGAUACAACGGGGCAGGCGCAACAUCAUCAUACAACGGCUUCGUAGCGGCGGACGAAGGGUAUCAGGUGCAAAGACCCCCCCGAGGUCUUUGUCUCCAGAGAAGAAGGCUACGUCCAGUUCCAAGAUUGAUCACGCCAGCACCUUUCCACCAUCACGACGCUGCGCCCUGGUCGACGACGCAAAGACAGACAAGGUUGAAGAAGUGUCGCCAGAUUGGCAAAAGAACAUCUUACCAAUGGCAACAUCAUACCUGGAUGCUGAUGACUCUACAUACCUCCCAUGUGGCUUUUCCGUGAAGGAGAUCAGAGCCCUUGGUGAUUUCCCGGAUUAUGCUACACUCAGCGGCGUACCUCCCCCAAACCCAUACCCAGAAUUCGACAUCAAUAAAGCACUGCCGCGGCCAUAUAGGCCGUUCCGAUGGUCUUAUCAUCAAACGAUGUCAAUCACCAAGAUGCAACCCGACUGGUGGAUCGAGCUCGAGAACACAUACGAGGAGCGCAUCAAUCAACGUCGAGACCUGUUCGAAAAACAUAGAGAAGCAGUCCUUCAAGCUUUACCAGGCUCAGAGCUCGCCUGCAAAGAACUCAUGGAGAUGGUACUGCAAUUCGUGUGCGCUAGGUACCCGCAUUACUUCCACCUAUCGACAGACAACAAGACAUUUCACAAUGGCAUCUUGAAGACAGACACUGAUCUCACCACCACACCACCCUUGCACGUUCUCCUCAACAACAUCCCCGAAGACUUCGCCAUCAUGCUACGAGACGAGAAGACAGGACUAUAUGUAUUUCGAGCAGGCAUAAUAUGCAGUGCGUUAGGUUGGAAUGUAGGCUCGAAGAUCGGUCUAGAACUCGCCGACAUACACAAGCCCAUUCCAGAUUACAAGGAGAAGAUGCAGUUCUCCAUGGACAGAUACUUCGCCAAAAAGCCCACCGACAAACCCAUCCAACGCGGCUCCUGGGGUCUAGAGAUAGACACCCCCCUCUACAUGCCCCCCGGCGACCCCCACGAAGCUCUGCGCAAACAACAACUUCCCGCCUCUGAACUCCCCAUAUCCCGCAUCCAUCUCCGUGUAGACUGGCAGACGCUGCGGCGGCUUCCGCUUUCGGGUGCCGUCGUGUUCAACUUCAAAGCGCUGUUUACCCCGAUUGAAGAUUUUAGAGAGGAGACGUGUGUUCCGGGAUUGUUGCUCAAGGUGCUGAAUGAGGGGAAGAAGGAGUUGAUUGAGUAUAAGGGGACGUGGCAUGUUGAGCAUGUUGUUAAGCCAAAGUUGGAAGAGUGGCAUAGGGAGCAGGUUGAGAAGAGGUUGGUGAGCGAGGAUUGGGAACCUCAGACUUUGGAUGAGAGUCCAUGGUUUGAAGGGUGGGAGAGGAAGUGGAGGGAGAAUCAGGGGUUUUGAGGUAGGGACGAAUCAAGGUCGUAUGAAGAAGGCAAUCGCAUGUCGCUCAU